GCCAUUAUUUUCAAUCACAAAAGAAUUCAUCUUGAAAUUCAAUCAAACACAAAAUCCAGAGGAGGAGGAAAAAUUGUUGGAACAAGCUAGAAGAAAUAUUCUCAGAUGUAAGAGAAAAUUGGGUCUCGAAACCCUGGGCUCCGGGAAGCAUGUGCAUCUUCCUGCUGCAUGGACUGAAGUAAUUUAUCUGGCUCAAUGUAAAGGAGAAAUCCAAGAUGAAGCUUUAAAUAUGCUUUAUGCUUCCCUGGACCAUGCUUGCUUUGAUUAUGAUCAUCUGCCUGCCUUAUUUUUUAUUGCGGAAUCACUUUUAUACAGACUCUGUUGUGACGCAUUUCAAAAGGCAUACUUAUAUUCAGUUGAAAUACAGCUGGCAAAGAUUGGCUAUUUGGUCUUCUUACGACUUUUUAUAUUUUUCCUGCAUGGUCACCUGGAAAGUUUUAAACAACAUCUCCUUAGGCUUCAGCCAUAUUUAUAUGCACUUUCUCUCUCUGGAGCAUCAUAUCACAAAUAUCCAAACAUCUUUUCAAAUGUACAAUUCAUCCUGAAAACCUCGGAAAUCAUAUGUAAAAGAGAACUCCCUUCUGAAUCAAUUUUUGGUCCUAUGGAAAAUAAGGAAAGAUAUGAGAACGUAGAUUCUGAUACGGAAAAUUUGCAAUUUAGUCAAGGAGGAUAUGAAGUUAACCACCUGCUCUGGCACUGUGUUGCUGCUUGGUCUUGUGUUCAGAAUAAUAGUCCUCAGUUGAAUAAUGUGCUUCAACAUCUCAUCUUCCAUAAAACACAGCUUCAAAAGAAAUGCUGGUUGGAUUCAGCACUGGCUCUGUUGGUUCUUGGGGAGGCUGCGAAAUUAAACAUGGCCUGCUUGAAUGCUUUAAUGAACCUAGUGAAAGAUUUUCUUUUAAGCAUUAUGUCUGUUCAGAAUCAGGAAGAAGCCUGCAAGGUAAAUGACUUUUCCUGGGCCUGGAAUAUAGUCUACCUAUAUACAACAAUUCUUACAGAAAUCUGCUUGUAUGCAGCCACUUCUGAUUUGAGAAAAACUGCUCUUAUUGGUUUCUGUGACUGUAAAAGUUCACUAAAAUAUAUUUUACCCGUGGACAAAUCAGAAGAACAGCUAGAAUUAAGGGAAACAAGUAUUUUAAGUCUUUUGGAAUAUUUCUCUUCAAAAAUAUCAGAUAAUUGUAAGUAAAUUAUUUUUACCUUGAUGAGUAAUGUUUUGAAAAUAUCCCUGUCUACAUAUAGUAAUAAGCUUUCAGCAAAAAGUUCAUAUUUAGAA
This is a messenger RNA of Galeopterus variegatus (Sunda flying lemur), 1270 nucleotides long. It is a transcript of the gene TMEM232, whose product is annotated as transmembrane protein 232. The record is from RefSeq and is a predicted model, not a curated record. NCBI's taxonomy places the organism in Eukaryota, Metazoa, Chordata, Mammalia, Dermoptera, Cynocephalidae. The transcript has 8 exons. The annotation marks the transcript as partial.